AUGCGAAACUCCUAAAGCAUUUUUGAUUAAGAUGCUUCUUUUACUCAUGGAGGUAAAAUUUAUGUAAUUGAAAAAAAAUUAAGUGAGGCAGUUGAUGCAAAAGGUGUUAUACCUUCUUAAUUUGACAACUACUUAAUAACUUCAAAUGAAGAGGAAUUUAUACUAAAAAUGACAAAAAAUAUUUCAAAUAGACCUGGGAUUACUUACGAUUCUGAUGAAGAUUAGUUAAUCGAAAAGGAGUAUAAUGUUUUAAAAAAAAUUAACACACAUCCUCAUACACUCUAAUGCACUGCAAAAGUGAUUAUCGUUGAUAAAUUUUAAAAUGCGCACUACUCACUUAUAAUAAAAAAGCUUUAAUACAAUAGUCUUGAAAAAUAUUUAGAUGUGAAGCUACACAAAUUAAACACACAGGCUUUGAUUGAUUUAAGCAUAUCUGUAGUUGAAUCUUUUUUGAGCUUUGACUACGAGAAUAUAUUUUAUAAUGAUGAACUCACUUUAUCUUCUUUCGGUGUUGACGAAAAUGAAAGCAUUGUUAUUAGCAAUGGGUUUUCUUUUUGCAAAAUAAAUUAGCCUGAAAAUAAAUAAGAAGAUAAUUAAAGCUAUAUUUACAAAAAAAAUUGUGCAUAAAUUAAGAGUAUAGUCUUCUCAAUACUAACUGUAAAUAAAGAAUUAUUAAAAAAGUACAUCACACCUUAUAAUUUGUAUAACUUAGUGGAUAAAAUUAUAUAAAAUAGUAACCUAAUGAAUUAAAUUAAAAAUUAUCAUGAUUUCGAAACUAUAUUUCAAGACAAUGACUUAAAGGGUCUACAAAAUUUUCUUUAAUACCUAAACAAUUUAAAUAAGAAUCCCAUUUAAUCUUCGCAGUAUAAUAGGCAGUAAACAAGCUAAAUGGAAAAAAUUCAAAAAAUACCCACUUAAGUGUAUAAAAUGGCUAUCAAUACUGAAAAAACUGAAUUAACUAUCCCUGAUGGUAAAGGGUCUCAAAUUGACAUAAAUACCAUACCUGAGGAAUAUUGCAGUGAUUCAUUUGAUAACUCAUAAAAAUCAUACCAAAUUGUUAAAAUCAAAAAUUUUAAAAAUAAUGAAAAUAGAGGUAGAGAUGAUUCUAAUUGUAUAACUGAUUCAAAGAUUGCUGCCUAAAAUGAUGCUAAUGCCAAUAAGCUGUUAAGUAUCUAUGGUGAAAAUUAAAAUAUAUUGAAUAUUUAUGAUACAAAAAACAAUCAACCAGUGUUAAUUGAAAUGCAGUAUCCUUAUUAAAUCAAAUCGAACAAUGAUAAUAGAGAAAAGAAAGCAUCAAAUUAAGACAAGGGGAAAGAAGCAAAUUAAUAAAAAUAACCUGCGCUUUAAGAUAGCAUUUUUAAUGAUUAUUAAGGAAGACAAAGCAUUCAAAGUUAAACUUCAAAUUUUUCAAAUUAAUCUGAGUCAUUUAAAAGAAAGGCUGAUAAGUUGAAAGACGAAGAAAUCGAAGAUAUUUCUUAACAGACAAAGGCCAAAUAAAAACAAAAAGGCGAGUAUUAAGAUCGCAAGUAAUAACUUUAAAUGGCAAAAUAAGUUGAGCUAAAUAUUAAAAAGUAAUAAAUAAAGAAAUAAAGCAGUGAUGAAGAAAAUCAAUAUCAAAGUGGUAGCUCUGAUCCUGCUAAUUUCCCAGAUACCUAAAGAAUCAAAUCUGAAAGUCUUUAAGAUAAACUGCUGACUCAGAUAUAAGAAAGCAAUUCAUUCAUUUCAGAUACUAACGUCGUAAGAAUUCUAUUGGCUCUUCUCCUUUUGUUUAUUAUUGGAGGUAUUAUAUUCGGAGUAGUAUUCAACUUUGGUGUCAAAACCCCCAAUAAUUCACAAAAUAUAGUAUGUCAAGACCAAAACUGUUCGUACUGCGCUGAAUUUGAAGACUAGUGCACAUCCUGUAAAUCAGGAUAUUACUACGAUAGCUAUUCAUAAAAGUGCUAGCCUAAUUGCACAACAUCUAAUUGCAGUGUUUGCAUAACUAAUUACCAAAAUUGUGAGCAAUGUUAAACAGGUUACACUUUAUAUUAAAAUAGCUGCCUUAAUAGUUAACAAAGUUGCCCUAUUCAAAAUUGUUCAUCAUGCUUAAAUCUGAAGUGUACUUAAUGCAAUAGUGGUUAUAGAUUAUACAACCUCCAAUGCUAUAAAAUAUGCAGUGAUCCAAUUUGCUUAUAAUGCCCAAACAACUCAAAUAUUUGCACUCAGUGCGAGCCUAAUUUUUAUGUCAAUCCAGCAACUAACACUUGCAAAAGCAUUUGA
Messenger RNA from Tetrahymena thermophila SB210, 2259 nucleotides. RefSeq names its product transmembrane protein, putative. The record is from RefSeq and is a predicted model, not a curated record. The transcript has a single exon. Lineage: Eukaryota; Ciliophora; Oligohymenophorea; Hymenostomatida; Tetrahymenidae.